Messenger RNA from Pecten maximus, 1503 nucleotides. RefSeq lists its product as uncharacterized. The record is from RefSeq and is a predicted model, not a curated record. Lineage: Eukaryota; Metazoa; Mollusca; Bivalvia; Pectinida; Pectinidae. The transcript has a single exon. Gene Ontology annotation, molecular function: protein binding; zinc ion binding. Bases 1 to 1503 code for a protein of 500 amino acids.
AUGGAACCAUCUGACGAAAUGCAAACUCUAAUGGAAUAUUUGAAGGAGUCCAAGUCAACGUUUUGUUUUAUACAUAGUGAAAAAGAAGUCUCUCUUUUCUGCAAGACAUGUGAAAGUGAAAUAUGUACAUCCUGUGUCAUAGCUGGAGAUCAUAGUAAUCACACAUUUUGUGAAAUCGAUGAUGUGGUCUCCGAAAAAAGACAAAAAUUAGGAGAAUGGAUAGAGCAUUCAAGAGAGGAAAUGAUAAGUAAAAUACAACAGAAUAUGAAUGAGGUCAAAAAGGAGAAAGAAAAUGUGAUGAAAAAUAGCAAGAAUCUUUCCAUGGAAAUUGACAACAGAAAAACAGAUUUUUCCCAAAGGCUGGAAUCUUGGAGUGAAAAUCAACAGUUGGUAGUUAGGACACAACAACAGAAAAUGCUAAGAAGACUCAACGAGUCCCUUGUUGAAUCAGAAACAAGUUUGGCAAUCAUGGAACAUUUUCGGAGAAAUCCACAGUGUGGCGAUUGUAUUGGCGGUACAAAACUUGUACAAGUUUUAGAGAUGCUUGAAAACACCACUAGGGAUAUAUUGGAUGUGGAUAUAUUGGAUGAAUGGACAUUCACCACAGAGAUGGGGAAUGCUGACAAAAUGGGGAAGUGGUUUGGUUAUGUGACUGGAAUUGAUUCUGAAGACAGUUACCAACAAGCAAUCAAGUUCAAAUUUUGUGAUUCACAAAUAAGUCAAAUCUCACCAAUUGGUGCAAAGAAGGCAUUUGUGGUGACAGAAGGUCAUCUGUAUCUUGUUGAUUCUACCCAGGUUAAAUGUACAAGGGCCGACAUCGAACCACUGAUGACCGAAGUUAAGUACAUCACUCCGGUCACAGAACGUGGUAUAUAUGUACAACAGACUGACAGUACUGUGAUCAAACACAUCACAGUGGACGGGCAGGUACACCACUUUGCUGAUUUCAAAUCUGACCAGUACUAUCCAUCACAAAGCCUUCGCAUAUCACAUACUGGCACGGUUCUAUCGGUCAAAACAGCCAACAACCAUAAUUCUACAGGCAGACAAAUGUUAUUGAAUGGAUACAACAACAAUGGUGUAAAAUUAAAAAAAAGUAAUAUCAUUUCCUAUCAAUAUAUGGCCGAGCCUAUCUACUACGUUCACACAGCUGCAGACAUCUACGCUCUUAUCACUUCCGAUGUCAUUCCAACGAAAACUUUCCAACCAGGAAGUGUUGUUAAUGUUGCAACAGAAGAAAGCUAUGUUGGAACCAUAGGGUCGCAGCCAGCGAGCACUUUCCAUCCCAGAGGACUAUGUAAGGAUCAAGACGAUCACCUCAUAGUUUCUGAUUUCUGGAACCACGCCAUACACCAAUUAACAAGUGACGGGACAUUCAAGAAGUUUUUAAUGACGGCAGAUGAUGGACUGAUGAACCCAACUGCAGUCGGCAUUGACAACAUCAACUGGCUAUGGGUAGCACAGAGCGAUGGGCAGAUUCACAUCGUCAAAUACGACCCGUAA